Cloeon dipterum is the source of this 2332-nucleotide messenger RNA. RefSeq names its product conserved oligomeric Golgi complex subunit 2 (gene Cog2). Lineage: Eukaryota; Metazoa; Arthropoda; Insecta; Ephemeroptera; Baetidae. Bases 240 to 2255 code for a protein of 671 amino acids. The transcript has 12 exons. The record is from RefSeq and is a predicted model, not a curated record. Gene Ontology annotation, cellular component: COG complex; membrane. Gene Ontology annotation, biological process: Golgi organization; intra-Golgi vesicle-mediated transport; protein transport.
GUUGAAGUUUCCACUCGUCGCGCCCUCUUUCCGUCAUCACUAAAACUUUCCAAGGGGGCUUGUCCGUGUCGAUUUGUUUACAUCAUCAGCCGGAAUUUAAUACGUACACAGACACAGAACUGACUGUUGACUGUGUUGAGUGGAGUUGGGUCUUGUCUCCGAAAUUUUUAAGAUUUCGUUCGGAAUGGCUGAAAAUAUUUUCUGAAAUUAAUUUUAUUUGACUCAAUUCACUCGGAAUCAUGGCAUUCAUUUUAGAGAGUCAGGAGCUUUGUUUCGACAGAGGUGAUUUUGAUAAGGAUGACUUCUCUGUGGACAACUUCUUGGACAGUCGAGGAACAAAUUUUGAAAUACUGCGUGAUGAUUUAGGACGGUAUCUAAAGGACCUGCGGUCUGCCAUGAUUGAACUGAUCAAUCAGGAUUACUCUGAUUUUGUCAAUCUGUCGAGUAACUUGAUUGGGCUUGACAAGUCAAUUUUGAAACUGAGAAUUCCCCUGUGUCAGUUCAAAGAAGAAAUUCUGCAAAUAAAGUGUAGCCUUGAUGAAGGUAUUGAAGAACUUACUCAGCAGCUUGACACCAAAGAGGAGUUGAUCAAGUCAAAGGAAUCACUGAAAAACCUGCGAUCAUUGAUGGAUUUGAUGGACAAAAUGGAACUGCUUUUGAAAAGAGAGAGUGAUGUUAAUUUGCACAGAAUGGCUGCUCAGUUAGCUGAGUCAGAAGUUUGCAAAGCCAACUGCAACAUUUUAAGCAGAGAACUGAUCCAGAGACACAUUUCUAUAGAGAGGGAAAUUUUCGCUUUGCUGGACAAUUCUCUUCUCAAGUUGCUUUCAAGUGACAAGCUUGGCAAAGACAACGCCCACAGAAUGGCCACCAAAGACUGUCUCAAAAUAUACGCCAGCCUGGGGAAGAAUAAGCACGUGGAAGAACUUUUGAGAAACCAAAUUCUGGUUCCUACAUUGAAGAGUAUCCUCAACGAGCAGUCUGCUAGAUCGACUGUUGAAAUGUAUAACCAGCUCUUGCGUCUGCUCAAUGAAAAGAGCUCUGCUUUAAAUCUUCUGAUUAGCAUAUCAAACGAAUUUGACGAAGUGCGAAAGUUUGAUUUCUUGUUGCAUUCCUACUGGCCAGAGGCUAGCAGUGGCCUGCUUUGCCUGAACAACCUGUUCUCGCCUGGAGAUCCAAACGAAUUCUAUAAGAAAUUCAAUGAAAGCCAGAAAUUUAUAGUCCAAUUUGAAGCCCAACUAAUUACAAAGGAAAGAGUUUUGGAGUUUAGAGCGCGUGAUGAUUACUCUAAAUUUUUAAAAAAGUGGAACUUGAUUGUUUACUAUCAAAUUAGAUUUCAAGAAAUUGCUGGUACCCUUGAGAAAGCUCUUGUAGAAAGCAAGCAGUUUCAUCGCGCAAGUUCUGACUCUAUUUUUGAACUGAACGCAACUCAACUUGCCUGGGAUUGCGUUUUGAAGUGUUUUGCUCCUGGAAUUUUUCUUCCCCAGCUCUUGCACAAGUUUUGGAAACUAGCGCUGCAGCUUUUUUCCCGAAUCAGCAGUUGGGCUGAUGAGGUUCUUGUGAAGAGUGACAAGCUUGAGUUUCUCUGUUUGCUGCAUGCCGAUCUGAAACUACUCUCACAUAUGGCGAAAGAUAUGACAAAAAUCGUGUCUUCAGCAUUCGCACUCACUCCUGAGCUGUUAUCAGCAAUGGAAGGAAACCUAAGGGAGAGUCAGGGCAAUUUUGAGAGAAUUCGUGCAAACAUUGUUCAAAACAUCAUAAACUUGAGCUGCAAUAAGGAAGAUAUCUCAAAAUCAGUUGCAGACAUUCCAAGACUUUACAGACGAACCAACCGGGGAGUGCCUUCGUCAGCUGGCGCUUACAUGGAUAAAUUCCUGCGCAACGUUAUUGACACAUUCAAUUUUGACGCGUUUAAGUCAAAAUUCAGUGAAGCUGAACAGAAGCAGACAGUCCUCAAUAUGGUGAACAACAUUACUAGCAACUACCUUGUCGCCGUCAAGGAGCUGUUGACAUCUGUGCAAAAGACAGAGGACUCUCUGCGAAAGCUGAAGCAGAUCAGAGACAAAUCCUCGUCAACAGGGCAGACGCCAUCUACUGGAAGCCAGAGUGUUUCAGAUGAUGACAAGAUUAGAAUGCAAAUCCAGCAGGACCUCCUUCACUUUGCACGGGAAAUCUGCAAACUUGGAAUAUCUUCUGAUGACGUCACUGAUUUGAAAGAGCUGAGCAGCGUGGUUGAGAAGUCUCUUAGCACCAAGUAAGAUAAUUAUGUUCCAACUUUUAUUCAAGCAAUGUGUUAUUUUUUAAUUAAAUGCCCGAAUUUGUUUAUUUCAUCUGA